AUGGCAAGCCGUAUACAAGAACCCCAUCUACAUUGGCGACCCAAAUCCUACCCCACGCAAACAUGCGAUUCUCACACCCCCGUAAACGGCAAUGCAGCACGCAACAUGUCCCUGUCAACGAUGCAGACUUCGGUCGAGGACUUCACACCUGGCCCAUUGCCGAAGACGAUUCGUGCAGUGAAAGAUUCGAAUGUCGAGUAUGUGGGUGGGAGGACGUUGGUUAUCUGUCUGGAUGGGACGGGGGAUAAGUUUGAUAAUGACAAUAGCAAUGUUGUCAAUUUCGUUGCUUGUUUGAAGAAGGACGACCCUUCGCAGGUUACUUACUACCAAUCCGGAAUUGGGACAUACGAUGGCCACGGUUUGAAAAGCGGGAUCUCAGCUGCUGUUGACAUGGCAGUCGGGAGUGGACUCGGCAUCCACAUCAAAGACGCGUACAGGUUCCUCAUGCAGAACUACCGCGAAGGCGAUAAGAUCUGUCUUCUGGGCUUCAGUCGUGGUUCUUAUACUGUUCGUUGUCUCGCUGGAAUGCUCCACAAAGUCGGCCUCCUCCCCGCGCACAACCGUGCCCAAGUCUCCUUCGCCUACAACUUCUACAAAGACGACACCCCGUCAGGCUGGACCAUGUCCGCACAAUUCAAGAAGACAUUCUGCAUAAACGUCAACGUGUACUUCGUCGGCGUAUGGGACUGCGUCUCCAGCGUGGGGUUCUUCCCACGGAAACUCCCAUUUGGGAAGAGCCCCACGAAUAGCAUCAUGUGGUUUCGCCAUGCAAUGGCGCUGGAUGAGCAUAGGGCGAAGUUUAAGAUUUGUCAGUAUCAGCAUAGUGAUCCGGCGGCGGGGCAGAAUGGCGGGAUAGGAGGUUUAGAGGAAGGAAAGAGGGAGAUGGUGAGGAGGAAGGGGAGGGAGCAGGCGGGGUGGGUGAGGAGGGUGUUUGGGGGGUGUUUUGGGGGGAAGCCGACUGUUGGAGUGAGACACGGGGAAGAGGAUGCGAAAUCGAUGAGUUCGGACAAAGAGCAGGAGAAGCGAGAGAAGGAUUUCGAGAAAGCGGAUCAGUCGGCUCAUCAACGCGUCUCGACUGACGUCCUGGAAGUUUGGUUCGCAGGCUGUCAUGCUGAUGUUGGCGGCGGUGCUGUCGCGAACGGUGAGAGACAUAUGUUAUCGCGUAUUCCACUCCGUUGGAUGAUACGACAAUGUUUCGAGUGUAAUACCGGCAUACUGUUCAGCACCGCUGCGUUGGCGGAGACGGGUAUCGAUGUCCCGACAGUCUGGCCCGUGUAUAAACAGACUCGGAAACCGGUUGUGGGACCCUCGCCUUGUACAGUUGAGAUGUACGAGGCUGGAGAUCUGCCGCCACUCAGGAGGAGGUCAACUGCACUUGGUGUCGAUGACGAGCAGGAGGACAAGAAGGAAACGCCGCAUAGAAAACCCUCCCCUCGUCCUCUAUCUGACUUCGAUCUCCUUCCUGAACACGUCGAAGAUCAUUUUGAUGCUAUGGCGCCUAUCAACGACCAGCUUGAGCAAGCGAAAGGUUGGUGGGCAUUGGAGUUCUGGCCUGUGAAGGUGAGAGUGCAGAAGAAAGACUCCGAGGAGUGGGAGAAGGUUGUGAGGAUGAAUAUGGGACGGUUUAGGGCUGUGAGAGAGGUCGAGCCGUUGAUGCAUUGGAGUGUUGAGAAGAGGAUCACCGAGGGUGAUUAUAAGAUUCGGAAUGUUGUUGAUAAGAAUGCUAGUUGGAGGGUUUCUUUUUGA
Molecule: messenger RNA, 1746 nt
Organism: Cadophora gregata
Lineage: Eukaryota; Fungi; Ascomycota; Leotiomycetes; Helotiales; Ploettnerulaceae
Exons: 4
Coding region: 1-1746 (581 amino acids)
Source: RefSeq, a predicted model, not a curated record